This is a messenger RNA of Helianthus annuus (common sunflower), 1956 nucleotides long. Its product is annotated as protein JINGUBANG. The record is from RefSeq and is a predicted model, not a curated record. The coding region runs from base 24 to 1643 and encodes 539 amino acids. NCBI's taxonomy places the organism in Eukaryota, Viridiplantae, Streptophyta, Magnoliopsida, Asterales, Asteraceae. The transcript has a single exon. Gene Ontology annotation, molecular function: protein binding.
AAAGUUGUACAUCGAUAAAAGUUAUGACGUUAGCAUAUGCCAAGAUGUCAACGAAAACAAUCAAAGUUUUCAAAUUCUUUUUGACGAAUUUAAACCGAUAUAUAAUGCAAACACGCGAGUUCAAGCCACCUAAGCCAGAACCUUCUAUAUAUCCCUCUUUUUUCUUCAUUUUCCCAUCAUUUUCAACCCAUUUCCAUUUCCACUUAUCUCAACCUUUAUCUCUUCACCUACAAAACCCUCUUUCUCCCAAUUCAAUCUUUCAUACUUUUCCCAACCAAAAUAACAUGAAAGAUAAACAGGUAACAAGCUUAGAUAGUAAAACCGAUCAUUCAUCACUUAACAUGGCAAAAGAGCACCCUAAUCUCCCAUUCUCCCCGGACCAAAACCCGGCGAACCGGCGAACCAAGCUCGGAGUCCUCUUCCACACCUCCGAACCCACCAUUUCACCAUUGUAUGAUCAAUACCAAGCGGCCGGUUCGAGCUCACAUGACCCAACUCCAUCCAUCUCUCCAUACUCAUCUCCUGCUAACUACUAUAUGUCCCCGUCCCCGUUCCACCAAACGUCGCCGUUUUCAAAGUCCCCAUGGAACUUCACUUUCCAAAACUCUCCUCUCAUUGGAAGCGUUCAAAAUAACCGGCUGAUUGGGUCGUUAACACGAGAAGAAGGACAUGUUUAUUCUCUAGCUUCAUAUGGAAACUUAUUAUACACGGGUUCGGAUUCAAGAAAUAUUAGGGUUUGGAAGAAUUUAACCGAGUUUUCGGGGUUUAAAUCGAGUAGCGGGUUGGUUAAAGCCAUUGUUGUCGCGGGUGAGCGGGUGUUUACGGGUCAUCAAGACGGGAAAAUUCGGGUGUGGAAGUAUUCGGAUUCGAAGAAGGUUCAUAAACGGGUUGGGAGUUUACCUACGACUAAAGAUUUUAUCAAAUGUUCCAUGAAUCCGAAUAACUACGUGGAAGUACGACGUCAUCGCAACAUUCCGUGGAUUAAGCAUUACGACGUCGUUUCAUGCAUGAGUUUGGAUGAAAACCGCGGGUUGUUAUAUUCGGGCUCGUGGGAUAAGACGUUGAGGGUUUGGAGACUUUCGGAUUCGAAAUGUUUGGAAUCGGUUAACGCCCAUGAUGACGCGAUUAACGCGGUGGUGGUUGGUUUUGACGGUUUGGUUUUUACCGGUUCGGCUGACGGGUCGGUUAAGGUGUGGAGGAGGGAGUUGGUGGGGAAGGAUACGAAGCAUAUGUUGGUUUAUACCUUGUUAAAUCAAGAAACGGCUGUGACGUCCGUGGCGGUGAAUGCCACGGACGGUGUGGUGUACGCGGGGUCUUCGGACGGGUUGGUGAACUUUUGGGAACGGCGGAAGCACGAGUUGGGUCAUGGUGGGGUUAUGAGAGGGCAUAAACAAGCGGUGCUUUGUCUAGCUGCCGCUGGGAAGUUGGUGUUUAGUGGGUCAGCGGAUAAAAGUAUUUGUGUGUGGCGGUGGGAGGCAGGCGGUGUCCAUUCCUGCCUCUCGGUUUUGACCGGACACAGUGGUCCGGUCAAAUGUUUAGCAGUUCAGGAGCAUGUGGACGACGACAGUGGUGGUGGGGAUGGAGGAUGGGUAGUGUAUAGUGGUAGUUUAGACAAGUCAGUGAAGCUAUGGCGGGUGUCGUGAGAUGGCGGGAAUUGUGUUUGUGGGGCCCGCUAAGAACUGGCGGCGAAGGAUUGGUUGAAGAUGGAGGCAUGUGGGUCCCGUUUGUUGGUGACGAAGAUUGAUGACCAGCUUUCGCAUAGAGAGUCCAAGUUUUUGAAAUUUUGUGGAGGAUAUGAAUUGGAUUUGAAGUAUUCAAGUGAUGUGUAUAUAUGUGAUGGAUUGAUGUAGUGAUUGUAUAGGUUUAAGGAUAGCCAUACAUGGGUGAUAUGAGACGUAAAUUAUUUUAACAUAUGUAAAAAGUAGGGAUAUAUUAUUAACCACAACCUUACUUUCA